UUUCUUUCUGUUCUCUGUACGCCUCGGUGUAAGUUUGGUCAUAGGUAUUUCCAUGUUAAUUAUUCAGUGUGUGGACAGGAGAGUUAUAUUUGUAACUUUAGAGAAGUGGAAUGUGUAGUUUUGAGAGGACGCUUCAGUUGACUGUGCUCCGACGGAAAGAAUAUUUGUUGAUUACAGGACUACCUAAAGGAGAAAACGAUAUUUGACCUAACACAUGAUGACAAAGAGCUGGAAACUUUUGGUCGUCUGCGUGUGUGCGUGUCUGGCGUUCCUGGCGGGAAGAGCGCGUGCAGACUACGAAUUCUGCCGAGACGACAACCAGAACUAUGUGGCCUGUCAGCCGGACAUGUUCGACGUCAUUUCAGACAGGGUCAAGGUCACUGUGGACCCCCCGACUGCAACCUGUGGCACCCCCGCCUCGACUUUCAGACGUCUUGGUGCUAGGACCCCGGCGACGGAGCGGUGUGACGGUGCCAGCCCUACUCUGAGGCACCCACCGGAGUACAUCGUGGACGACAACAUCACCAGCUGGUGGCAGAGUAUUGGUGAGCCGCCCGGCACGGUGAACCAUGAGUUUCACGUCAACAUCACCUUGUCUUUCAACAAGUCGUUCCAAAUGGAGAGUGACGUCAUCAUAACCUUCAACUCGAACCGGCCGGACAAGAUGGUGCUGGAGAGGUCGGUGGACUUUGGCCAGACGUGGCAGCCCCUGCAGUUCUACGCCCGAAACUGUGAAGACUUCCAGGACCAGCUGCAGCCGGGGGCCGUGAUAACGGCUGAUAAUCCCACGGCUGUGGUGUGUGAUAGCUCAUAUGCGGAGACACAGCCCCGUGCAAGUCCAGGCAGAGCCGUGAAAUUCGUCAACGAAAACCGCUUUGAUCUAUUUUUAGGUCCACUAGGAUUAAAUUACACCUCGUUUUACGAAGCGCUGGAAACUAAAAUGCUGGGGUUUUUACUUUUUACCGAUCUAAGAAUCCGGUUGAUGCAACCUUUGUGGGACGACCGCGGAAAUUACGACAUGUAUUACUACGCCAUAUCGGAUUUUCAGGCUGCCGGGAGGUGCUUCUGUAAUCUUCACGCAUCCAACUGUAACGUGACGUCAACCGGCGACACCAUCUGUGACUGCGACCACAACACGGCAGGGAAAAAUUGCGAAGAGUGCCUUCCCUUGUACAACGAGAAGCCUUGGAAAAGGGGGAGCUUCCUGCCAUACCCAACUGGUUCGGCCAACGAGUGUUUAAAGUGCGAAUGUAACUAUCACGCCAUCAAGUGCACCUACAACGCCAGCUACGGCCGGGGAGUGUGCGACAGCUGCCUCCACAACACCAACGGCUACCACUGCCAGCUGUGCGCGGCCACCUUCUACCCUAACAUGUCGCUGGCUUUAAGUGACCUCAACAGGUGUAUAGCUUGUAAUUGUGAGGUUCUGGGUGUAGUGGACAACAACCUCACCUGCUCGCAGACAGACACGCCCCCAAGUCCCAUUGGCCAGUGCUACUGUAAGAAUCUAGUGACAGGACGGAGAUGCGACUCUUGUGUUCCGGGGUAUUACGGUCUGAUCUCUGGCCCCACCCCGGGGAACUGCACACCAUGCAACUGCAACUUGGAUGGCACAGUCGGACAAAGUAACACGUGUAACCAAACGAGCGGUCAAUGUCCGUGCAAGCCAAACAUAGAGGGCGUGACGUGCAACGCCUGUAAAAAUGGAUUCUUCUCGUUCCCAACAGGACAAAGUCAGAGGGACUGCUAUGCUUGUAACUGUGACAAAGGGGGAUCACUCUCUCCAACCUGUGAUAAAACAUUGGGUACUUGCUCAUGCAGAAGGAAUAUUACUGGCGACAAAUGCAACCAAACUCUUGAAGGCUAUAGCAUUCCUGCUGUGGACACCUUGACCUUUCAACCAACAGCUGGAGCGUGCAAGCUGACCAGCGACGUGCUCACCAAAACAGCACCUUUUGAUGGCACCGUGUUCUCUGUGUGUGACCUUAGCACCAAAGAUGUCACUUUGGAUUUUGAGGGGGUCAAGGGUGGAAUGAUACAGAGAGCUAUACAGUGGCCCUACUAUGUAGCAGUGAGACAUUCUGUAAACGUCACAACUGUAACUGGGACUGUCAAAGUCCAGGUGGUAGGGAACACAGCAGAAAACCUGACCGCCCUCAACUCUUUACUAGGUCAGACUUAUGCACCUGUAUGUCCAACUGCUGCUAAUGAAACCAGUCAAAUCCAUGUGCAGUUUUCCGCAGGAAUAUCAACAAGUGCUGUCUCAUUCCAAGAGAUGAUAACUCUAGAUGCUAGAUGUAAAUACUCUCUGACCCUUGACCUGCACCAGAAUGUGACCUCAGAUCAGUCUUCCAACACAUUUUCAGGGCUUACUCAAGCAAACUUUGGAGCUGUUAUAACAAUUGACUCCGUAGUUUUCUUACCUGCUUUGUCCAGUGCUGAUAAUUCCACUCAAUAUCUAGUUUACAAAAAUGCAGAUAACCAAACAAUGAUACAGGAAACUUUCAUCAGUUGCUUGCAACAGAUGUCCUCCCUUGUGACUCAGCAGUCUGCCCUUGCUAACUCCCCUUGUAAGGAGCUCUUGUAUUCAGUAGGAGCAGAGUUGUAUGAUGGCUCAGUUGCGUGUGAGUGCAAUCCAGUCAGCAGUCUAAGCUCAACGUGUCAAGGACUUGGUGGUCAGUGCCUGUGUAAGCCAGGUGUUUCAGGACGCACCUGCGGCAUCUGCACACCCGGCUACUUUAACUUCACCGCUGAUGGGUGCAUGCCCUGCAACUGCCAUGUCAAGGGGUCAGAAAAUGGAGCAUGUGACCACACAACAGGACAGUGUCUGUGCAGGCCAAAUAUCUUGACCCUGACUGACAAAGCAGCAACGACAGCCAACGCAACCCUGGUCAUUGAUGGCACCUGCAGCUCUUGUCUGCCGAACUAUUAUGGCAUCAACAGUGGCAAUGGCUGCACUUCCUGUCAGUGUAACUCCCAGGGUUCCCUGCACUUGCAGUGUGAUGAGACAGGACAAUGUGUGUGCAAGGACUCAGUGAUGGGGACAAAAUGUGACCAAUGUAAACCUGGGUUUUACGGCUUUGGUCCAAAUGGCUGUUUGCCCUGCAACUGUUCAGGCUCAGGUUCAACUGGCACCAACUGCAGCCAGACAACAGGAACUUGUACCUGCAAGUCUAAUGUUGUUGGGGACAAAUGUGACACCUGUAAACUGGGAUACUUCAACCUGGCUGCGUACAACCCAAGCGGCUGUCAGCCAUGUUUUUGUUAUGAUCACAGUUCAAACUGUACAUCAGCCCCUGGGUAUCAAGCCAAAUUGCUGCAGGUGACCAACCCAUCUUCACCAUCAGACCUGUCUUCUCUCCUGGGGGAUCUCCAUUCCUCCUAUGGCCUGACAGUAAUGUUAAGUCUUAAAGCAACACCAAAUCUUGAUCUAACCAAUGAAAUUUUGCUUAACCUUGUUGGUGAUGGGAAAACAAUUUUCCAUGUGGCCGGCAAUAAUUCCAAAACAAAUGCCAAUGGUGUUCUUGUUUACACAACUCGACUCUUUGAGCAGAACUGGAUCUUUGAUAGUCAACAACAAUCUCUCAUACCCACUGCCCGUGACAUUUUAGGAAUUUUGGCCAAUUUGACCAAAAUAUCAGUCAUCUCCCUUGUGAGGGGACAAACCAUCAGUGUGUCCAGUAUAUCAAUAGAGUCGGCAAUGAAAAAAUCUACCGGAGAUUCACCAGACGUUCACACUGUGGAGCAGUGUACAUGUUCACUUUCAACAAAUACUGGAGGUUUAUCCUGUGAGAGAUGUGCCACUGGCUACAUGAGGUCCAACUCCACUCAACUCUCAAGUUAUGGCUCAUGUAUGGCCUGUGACUGCAACCAACGAGGGACCACAACUCCACCAGAGUGUAACGAGCUGACUGGUGUUUGCCUCAACUGUAGGAAUGGGACAACUGGGGAUCAUUGCCAGUUAUGUGCUGCUCAUGUUCUUGGGCCAGAUUGUAAUCAAUGUGAAAUUACAUACUGGGGUUUGCAGGCUGAUGGCUGUAGGGCUUGCAAUUGUAGUGACCUCGGGUCAACUUCAAAAGAGUGUAACCAGACCUCUGGGCAGUGCACAUGUAAUCCAAAUGUGACUGGGCGAACAUGCAACCAGUGUCAAGAAAACUUCCAAGGUCUUUCAGCAAACGGAUGUUUUGAAUGUGACAGCUGCUACUCCUUGGUUCUGGAAGCCGUGAAAAAAGUUCGGGAACUCAAGGCAGAGAUUGACUCAAAUAUUACUUUGUUGGAGAGUAAAGACAGCAGUAAAAACCUUGGGACAUUUACUAACAGAUAUUUGGCAGCAGACAAGCAGUCGAAACAACUGGCUGAAUUUCUGACGUCAGUACAAGUUUCCGAACAAGUAAUAAUUUCAAAUAUCAGCUCCCUAAACCAAUCAGUGUUGUCCCUUGAAAGGAGGAUCAGUACAAUACAGUUCAACUCUACUGUGGAGAUAGAAAAAACAUUGACAUACAUUUAUAGUCUGAUCCCAACUGUGAGGUCAUACAGAGAAAUUUUAGACACCAAUGUCUUAGCUGUCUAUAACAAAAUGGCCCAACUAACUGAAAAACAAGUUACGCUAAAUAACUUGGCCAACAGUUUAAAAUCUGCUGAAACUUAUCUGAUGACAGUAGCCAACUCCUCUGCUACAGACCAAAGAAUCCUCAAUGAACUAGCUGCACUGAAUAACACAGUAUCACAGGCUAAUCUGUUGGUUCAAACAGCUCAAAAGAAUGCUGAUGAUGCCAAAUUGGUCCAUCAGAACAAUACAGCCAUGGCCCUAGAAAUAGAAACUAGACUAAUUUACUUAGCAUCAGCAGCCACAAAACUUUUGAACAGUGCUGCAGACAUCAUGGGAAGAAAUAAUGAAAUUAAAAAUACAGUGAUAAAGCUAGGAGAUAAGUUGAGGGAACUUGCUAACUACAAAGUGGACUACAUUAGCAUAGCAAGUAGGAUAUCAAAUCUUAGAGCUACAAUUUCAUCAUCUCAGUCCGCGAUCACAUUCCAAGCUACUACUUUUGCCGCCACUAACAUGAAAGCUUUAGCCACUGUCCCACUGGUGGAGGACCUAGUCAACCAGACACGCACUCUAGGAAACAAGUCCGCAGAAUGGAGAACUAGGUCAAGGGCAGCUGAGCAGAAGGCAACUCUAAUCCAGAAUCAAGUUACUAGUCUUUUCAAAGAUGCUAAUGAGACUUUAAUCAUAGUUAAAGACUUUGAUGUCAAGAUAGCAGGUGCCAAGCAGAAGCUGAACUCAUCCCAAGAAAAAGUGUUGCCUGCGUUGGCUCUGAGCCAGGAUCUGCUGGCCAAAUGUGAGAACCUUAGCCAGACAAUCCAGCAGCUGCAGCAGACGGCAUCGGCUGCCAAGGAAACAUCCAGCCAGGCCCUGCUGAUCAUCCAGAACAAGCUGAAGGAGUUGCAGAAGAUAUCCACUGAAUCCGAACUUCUGAAAUCACAUUUAGCCAGCCUGCAGGACUCCAGUGUGGAGAAAUACAAAAUUUUGAAUGACACCAAGACAAACAUUUUAGCUCCAGCCCAACAGAAUUGCCAAUCUGGCAACUCAACAUUGGCCAGCUUUCAGACACAGCUUCAGACAACCCAGCAAGACACCACAGCUGCUGAAAUCAAGAUAGCAAAUGUCACCCAGCGGGCUAAUGAGAUGUUUAAGCGGCUGAAGAAUUUGAAUAAAAUUGACACGGCUACAGUCGUUAUGAUCCUCGACAAAGCUGUAAAAGCUCAGUCGGACCUCAAAUUUGAUGAACUGAGUCUGGCUAUUUCUGACCUGCAGACCAAACAAUUCAUUCAGCAAAAUGAAAUCAGCCGAUUAAAAUUGUUGAAAGAUGAUUUGAAGACAAAAAUUGAAAGUCUAAAGGUGGUUCAGCGUCAAAUAAGUACAGUUUAGCAAGGACCUGCCACAAAUAAAAAUGCCGUUUAUGUUAGUUUCUUAUCUUAAACUGAAAAUGACAGAAAAUAUAUUUAUCAUGUUUAUUUUGAUUUGUUGCAUUGUCUUUGAGCAAACUUACAGAUAUUUGAAAUGAUAAUAAUUGGCUAGUUUUUUCCAAUGUAGUGCAUAGUUUUAUUUGUUACUUUAUUUUAAAAAUAAGCAGCCAAGAUUGGAAGGGAUUCACUUACUUAUAUAAACACUCACUUCUUAAGCCUGUCAUUGCACAUAUUAUAGCUAAAAAUAAUACACGUUAUCAGUGCAUGGUUUAUAAAUAGCUGGCAGUCCUCAAGUUUAGAAUCCCACUGUUGAAAACAACAUAUGUUUCAAGAUUGUCACAUUAGUUCAAAGCCAAUCAAGAAUGUUUUAGUGAAAGUAUUGAACCAACACAACAGGUGUAAAGGUUAAACAAGAUUUUCAAAGGCAGUUAAUUUAUUUGUAUUGGCUUAAAUUUAAACCUUAAAUUUAAAACAGCUAAAGUUAUAGUUUUUAAGUCAACUUUCUUAUCAUAUCUUGCUGAAAUAAAUGUGAUAAUGAAUUUGUAAAAUAAAGAUGUGAUGCUUAACUUUGCAAUUUUGUAAUACAUAAAAAUAAAAAACAGAAGCAAAAAUUUGACUGUAGACGGUUAAAGAAUGGAAAAGUUUAAAAAAUAUUGUAGAUAUUGUUGUACUGUGGAUUCUUUACAAUUAUUUAUUAAUUUAUUCCAGCAUUUUCGGUACACAAUUUUCACUUUAUAAAUUAUUUAUUCCAUUUUAAAAUAUUUUUUGAUAAAAAUGUUACACUGAUCUCAAAUAAAAUAUUUAAUUUUUGUAAAUAUUUGUAUUUUUUUUGUUGGUAUGUCUAACAUUUUAAAAAUUUGAAAAAAGAUCAUUAUCCGAUAUAAAUUUCAUGGUAAUGUAUUGCUAAAUUUGUUUAAGUCUUUUUCAUGUUGAAAAUGUUUAAUUUUGUGUCUUAAGACUAAAAACUCAAACAGCUGUGCUGUAAAAAAGUUUUGUACAUCAAAUUUGUUGAACAAAAAAAAUAAAACCCUGAAAUUUUAAAUUAAACUUUUAAAGAUGAAUUUUUGUUUUUAAUUAUUACUUCUAUUUUUUUUUUAAUGGAUUAGAUACAAAAACUUUUCAAAUGGGAUGUUGUGUUUUUGUAGCUGAACAUGUUUUAUUUGCC
Physella acuta is the source of this 7132-nucleotide messenger RNA. Its product is annotated as laminin subunit alpha-3. Lineage: Eukaryota; Metazoa; Mollusca; Gastropoda; Physidae. Gene Ontology annotation, biological process: animal organ morphogenesis; tissue development. The record is from RefSeq and is a predicted model, not a curated record.